Molecule: messenger RNA, 7532 nt
Organism: Anopheles coluzzii
Lineage: Eukaryota; Metazoa; Arthropoda; Insecta; Diptera; Culicidae
Product: leucine-rich repeat flightless-interacting protein 2
Exons: 10
Coding region: 2264-3985 (573 amino acids)
Biological process (GO): regulation of DNA-templated transcription
Source: RefSeq, a predicted model, not a curated record
AAUGGAAUGAAAAGACAGCGUAACGAGAAGAGUAAAAAAAAACCCCCUUUCAUCAUUACAAAACGCAUUAAAUUCGUACACACACAUAUACAGGCCACCGAGCAGCUUCCAACACGCUCGUACAUGCGCGCACGCACACACACACGCACGUACGCACGCACGCACACGUACCAAACAGCAGCGUAAAUCGGAAGCUGUGUGUAGUGGUGUGUGUGUGUGUGUGUGUGUGUGUGUGUGUGUGUGUGUGUGUGUGUGUGUUUUUACUACUGCUGCUGUUGCCCGCACCACCACCCCUCCUCCAACACUAUUCCGCGUACGUACGGGGUGGACAGCAGCAGCAGCAGCAGCCGAGCGGCCGAAACAUCUGAUUGUGUUCCGGGUUCUGUGCGGUUCGGUCGUGUCCCCAUAGGUCGUCGUGCAGUGCCCAAAAGGUGUCACCAGUGCGGGUUGGUCGCUUCCCACCUCUUACAGCAUUUUUGGCAAACACGAUUUGAUUGGCGACAAAUUUUUGCAUACCAAUUUGUUCGGGACGGAAGAAAUAAAGCCGCAGCUGCGUUUGGUUUUUUUUUUUAAUUAUUUCUGGUCUGCUGCAGCACUGCAAGAUAAAGGGGGAAAUUUGCGGCAUAUACAAAAAAAACGCAACAACUCAAAAGAGCAUUCCCUUUACGAAAAGAGCACCCAGUGCCCUUCGCCCAAACGAGUGGUCAUCAACACAUCGUUCGUCCCUUUCUGCUGCUAAAGAAAUCCGCGGAGCAAAAACCAUUCUCCAUGAAACGAAUGAGCAGCGCGUGUUAAAGUUUUUGAACCUGCUGUACUCGAACAGGCGGGUUUUUUUUCCUUCUUCGGUGGUACCAUGGGUCAUCGAAGAAAGCGUAAUAAUAUGUGUGAACGUGUCGUUGCCGCUGGACUGUAAACGCGCCCCCUGCAACAGUUUGAACUCGCAAAUUCGCAACCGGAACAUCGUUCGCACAGCAGACUUGGCGCGCGCGCGCGCGAUCGCAAACACGCCCCUGGCCGCUUUGGGUAGCCUGAGCGUACCUGGCUCCAAGGGACAGAGAUUGAUUAUUUUGUUACACCUUCGCUUUUACGUGUGUGUGUUUUUGUUUUGUAAUACAACCGCCCGCCUCCGUCCCCCCCCCCCCCCUGUCCCCCAGCGGGUGGCGUGUAAGUGUGUACAGUGCAAGCAGCAAAACACUUUUUUAACCGGCGCCGCGACCGCGUACACCCACGUAUAAUGUGGAUCAUACGAUGUAAAAUUUAGCCGGAACGCCCCAAACCACCACACACUUUUUUCUACUCCCCCAGCCCCACGCUUUGCCGUCUCCCGUUUGUGUGUGUGUGUGCGUGUAAUUGUGUGUAUUUAUGAGCGUAUUAAUGUAAUUGAAAGUGCAAUUUAUAGUACGAAAAAGCGUGUACAGUGUUUAUAUAUAUAGUAUAAGUAUUAUAUUUUAGAAAAAGUUUGCAUUUUGCGCAGCCAGUAAGCAGCCAACCGCGUUUGCCCUGCUAGCGCCACAGAAAGCGUUGUGAUAUAGGUUUUGAAUCUGAGCAGGGUUAGGAGUUCCCUUUUUUGUUUGUUUGUUUUGCUCUUCUUUGAUGUAAAUGUAAAACCCCCCCGUUGAUUGAAACACAACUUUUAACAAAAAAAUACAGACGAUAGGAGCGGCAAAAACAAAACAAAAAACGACAAAAUCGUGCGUACUGUGUGUAUGUGUGUAACCUCAAUUUGCAAAACAACUGAUAAAGGGAGAGAAGUGUGCUCCGUGUGCGCAAACUGCAGGCCGUCCGGGAGGGCAAAUUCUAGUGAUCAUGGCCUGCGCCGCCCGCACGACGCCCGCGUGCUGAGUAAAUAGUAAAUCCCUGUGCUUUCCCGUGCCCCGCCGGCACUGCUCGCUGCUAAGUAUAGAAAAUGCAGCACACCGGCAACAAGUUAACCCGCAGCAACUAACUGACCGAGCGUGCGUUCCGUUGCGUGCGUGUGGUUGUGUGGCCGCGCGCGCACAUGGCCAGCCAGUGUGUACGGGGUUUCUGUUUGUUCUAUGUUUCGUCGUUGUUGCUGUUUGUUUGUUUGUUGUUGACGUAAGCCGAGCCCGUGCUGUUGUGCCGCAGAUGUGAACAGAUGUGAACAGCAAUCGAACGUCGGAGAGCGGCCCGAAGAGCAUUUCUUAAAUUCGCAUUUCGCAACCGGAUCGCGAAGAAACGGGAUCGCGCGCGCGUGCGGCCUGUGUGCUUUUUUCUUUGUGGCCCCUGUGUUCCCCCGGGCCGGAUGUUACUGGACUGGCGGGGUGCGUGCGCCAGUCGUUCCCACACCGUGCAGAGUAUUCGUGCACCAACACCACCACCAUCAACCGGCCCCGGUGGCAUACACCGCGGCGUACCAGCGCCAACAGCAACACCGCCACCACCAGCGCACACGACUUCAACAUUUAUCUUUUGCAUUUCGUCAUUUCUUGGCCUACUCGAUCAGCAGGAGCAACAACAGAAACGCACCACCAACAGUAGUAACACGAGUAACACGACGCCACACACCACCGGUAGUACAGCAGGCGGCGGCAGGAUGGAGAGCCCGAGUGCCGGCGGCAGGCGUCGCGGCAAUUCGCGCAUCAAUGCCGAAGAUCAGGCGCUCGAUCAGAUCGCAAAGGAGGGCAGCAGCAUCCGGAGCGACAGCUACCACGAUUCGUCCUCGCUGCAGGACCCGGACGAUGGGGGGGCGGCGAUCAUCCAGCAGCAGCAGCAGCAGCAGCAGUACCAGCACGGCGGCUACGAACCGCACCGGCAGUACCAUCGGCUGUCCGUGUCGCACACCGGCGACGAGUUCAGCUCCGAGGAGGAUGAAGCGUUCGUCGAGCUGCUCGAGCGGGCCAGCGACAUUGCCGAGGCACGAUUAGCGGCACGGCGCCAGGCCCGUGCGGAGGCCCGCGAGAUACGCAUGCGCGAGCUGGAGCGGCAGCAGAAGGAGCUGGAGCAGACGGCGGACCGGGUGUUCGAUCUGCAGCAGCAGUCGAUCGGGCUGUCCGAGCCGGCGACCGCGCUGGUCGCGACGACGCCCCGGUCGAGCCGCAUCCUGGCGCAGAAUGCGGUGACGCGCGGCAGCGCCCUGUCGUCGCGCCGGAACAGCGAGGACUCGCUGGAGGAGGAAGCCCGCAGCCUUCGCGACCUACGGCACGAGCUGAAGGAAGUGGAGGAGCGCUUCCGGAAGGCGAUGAUUGCGAACGCCCAGCUCGACAACGAGCGGUCCUCGCUCAACUACCAGAUACAGCUGCUGAAGGACAAGCUGGAGGAGGUGGAGGAGUCCCACUCGCAGCUGCAGCGCGAGUACCGGGAGAAGUGCCGCGACCGGGAGGCGCUCAAGCGCAACAACGACAAGCUGAGCGAGGAGCUGAAGCUCGUCCAGGGCCAGCUGCAGGAGCGGGACGCACUGAUCGAGCAGCACGGGCUGGUCAUAGUCACGGUGGAGAACGAGGACGGUACCGAUGCGCACCGCGCCCUAGUCACAGCGGAUAACGCGCAGCUGCUCAAAUCCGUGCCCGGUUCCCUUGACGUAAGACUGAAAAAGUUUGCGGCCGAAAAGCAGGAGCUGCAGACGGAGCUGCAGUCGCUGCAGCAGCAGCUGAACGAUAUUAAGAGCAAGGGCCGGCGGUACACCUCCAUGAACGGUUCGCUCGUCGAUGACGAUUACGAGGAUGCGCAGCGCGAAGCCAACAAGCUGAUCACCGAGUAUAAAUACAAGCUGCAGAAGGCGGAGCAGGAGAUCGCGAACCUGCAGGCCAGCCUGGCCCGCUCGGAAACGCAGGUGAUCCGGUACAAGAGCACGGCCGAGGCGGCCGAGAAGGCCGAGAGCGAUCUGAAGAUCGAGCGAAGAAAGCUGCAGCGCGAGAACCGUGAAGCGAUGGACCGGCUGGAGGAGCUAGAAACGUCAAACAAUCAUCUGCUGAAGCGGCUAGACAAGCUUAAGAACGUCAAGAGCAACAUCCUGAAGGACAUAUGAUAGGACCAGGGCGGCCCCCCGUCCCCAGUGGCAUCCGGGACGGCGGCGACGAGGACGCAGCGCCGCCCGCCCGAGCCAGCCGGCGGCGAGCGCGGGAACCGUGGGAACAAAUAACUGGCAGCAGCAGCGCCCACAAACACCCAAUGGGGGGGGAGGGAGGAAGGGUUGGCACAUUCGUUAGAAAAAAAAACCCCAUCUUCAUCCCCCUCCCUCUCGACGUGAUUUGACUUAAGCCCCCUUCGCACCCAUCCCCUUUGCGUAUAAGAAGAAGCGAAAAGCAAGCAUGAUAGAUAGAGCCAUCUCCCUCCCGCCACACGCGCCGCCGAUCAGUUAUGUAUUAUCGUUUAUCUCCUGUCCUCAGCCGCCUCCCACUCUGCCGCUCGUUUUACGCGCAUUGUAAGCGUAUAGGGCUGCGAUGGGGAGGCUCUGUGUGUAUGUGGCGUGUUAAGUCCGUAUGUUGUGUAUAAAAAAAUGUUACUUUUGAAGCUUGAAAGUUCACAAAAUGCUUAAAUCGGUAAAUAUAUAGAGAGAGAAAGAUAGCAUGGCCCAAAAUAGGCACAUCCUUCCUCCCCCCCCCCCCCCACUUCCCCUAUCCACCAGAUAAAAAAGGGAAACGCCUUCCACGGACACAGGCGCCGCGCUGCUUCGCGUUACACGGACACAACACGGGCGGCAAGUUUUGGCACUCGCGAGAGCAUGCAAUGUUGUGGCCCCCCUAUUGCUACCUAUAGCUCCCUGCUUCAGCCUGCACAUAAAAUGGCAUCGAGUAUUUAUUAUAUAAAAAAAAAGUUUUAAUAUGUUUUUUUUUAAAUUAACAAAAAGCGAUCGUUUGUAGAAAACCUGUUCUGUUCUGCGCCUGCGUGCCAGAAGCAUGAGCAACAUGUGGCAAACGGGAAGAGGGAGAGGGCCAAGGGGAUGGGUAGAUGAUGCAAAAGAACCAUGAUAGCUGACCGUACACAAAAAAUAAAAAUAAAAAAAAACAUUGUAACUAGGAAUAAAUUUACACAACAAAUAGAACAGAGUGUCAGACAAAACUCGAAAAUGCGCGCUACCGAGGACCAUGUUUGCUUUUUUUUUUAUAAGCCAAUACCCUCCUCCCGCGCUUGUUUACCGCGCUUGUCAGCUUUUCCACCUAGGCCUCCUCUUCCCUGGCCAACGCACACACGCACACGCAUUGCACCAAUUUGGUUGUGCCACGAGUAUUACAACACCGAGCAGAGUGUGCUGCAUUCGCUGCAGUGUUGUCACUUGUGUGUGUUUGUGUGCUUUGGUAGUGACUUUGCUCUAUUUGCUUCCGACUGUGUUUUCUUCUUCUUCUCCUUCUUUUCCUCUCGUUGUUAUACGUAUUAAGUGCGUACGCUUUUUUAGAAACAUUUUCAUUUCCCCGAAUCCAUCUUAACACUAGCACGCGCGCGCUUAGCCUAAACAUUAUUUAUUUGUUAACGUAGACAUUUUAAAGUCAAAACAAUACAAGCGCACACGCACACUCGAGAGUAUUGUGUAAACUAUAGAGCCGCGCGAAGCAACGAGAACAGAGAGCAGAGAGAUAAAGUGCAUCAAAUACUUGUAGUAAUAAGGCAACAGGAGAGGGCGCAAGGAAGACGGAGUUUUUUUUCCGUUUGCAAAGCGUUCUUCUUUUUUUUUUACUGGUGAUGAGUUUGUAAAGCAACAGUAGCGUUUCGGAUAGAAUAUUAGAAAGUAUAUGAAAAAAGCGAGAGAGAGAGUGAGAGAGAGAAAGAGAGAGAGAGAGAGAGAGAGAGCGGGAGAGGUACGCAGAUGCAAUUGGAUUACGUGUCGGUAAAUUCCGGCCCUCUGUUGCGAUUGUGUUGCAUCUUCAGACUACACACUAGAAGUGUUGCGAUUGUCGCGUAGCAAAAGAAAUUGUCGAGGAAAAUUGGGGGGAAAAGUCACAAGUCUGCGACAAUCAUGGUUCCAUGGUUGUUUUUUUUUAAUUCUUUUUUGUUUACGGGACACAAACGACCUGCGGCUGUAUUUAAGGACAAGGUCUAGCAGCAGCGUUUCGCACCGGGCAGCAAAUGUGUAAAUUUUUGUACUGUUUGUUUUUCUUUUACACCAGUUUUACUUAAAUCGAUUUGUAAAUUUCAUGUUGCGUUUCUUUUCUUCUUUUCUUUUCGCUUGCUCUUCUGUGUAUCUAAUGUGUAUUUUAAUGCGUUGCUAGAACGAUAUUAUAUACGAUAUGAAUUAUAGACUCGCUGUGCAGGUUGCUGUUGUCCCUGUUGUGCCGGAAAAGCAACACAAUGAAAGCAUGCAAUGGAAAGCGCAAAAUCUUACCGGGACGUGCUUUUUUUUCGGAAGAGAAUACGAAAGCUGUUAGAAGAAAAAAUAUCUUAUACAGGGUUUCCCACGAUUUAUUGGUUGGUUCCCAUCAAUUGUUGGUGGGUUCCCAUAUAUUUUUUUUUGUGCGUUCCCACGAUUUUUUGGCCGUUUUCCAGAAUUUGUUGGUCCAAUUGUAUUGAUAUCCAAUCGGAAAAUAUCAAUAAAUCUUGGGAACGAACCAAAAAUAAAAAAAAAAUCAUGGGAACUGACCAAUAAAUCGUGGGAAACCCUGUAAACACCUUCUCCUCGCCGCGUACGAUAGUGUUUUAGAUAGUGCGAUCGGAACGGUUGGUUUCAUUUUCAGUUUUCACUGUUCGGAUCAUCAAAUUAGUUGUGUAAACACACACACCCACACACGCUUGUUUUUAGGUCGAUUUUUAUUUAUUUUUGCUUGGCCCGGAGCCCGAAGAAGCAGCAGAAAGGCAAGAGGAAAGGUGUAAAACGAUGCAAAAAGGGUAAUGAGGUGGACAUGAAAAAACGAAACACUAAAAAAAGCGCAACCCCCGUAAAUAUAGAACAAAAUAAUCAAAUAAAUCACAACCGGUGAGAGCCGCCCCCACCCCAAAACACCUGUGUUUAGGAGAUAGGCGUGAGUAGCGAUUAAAGAUUAGCAUAAAGCGAAACAAAUACUAGAGAGAGAGAGAGAGAGAUGGGGAGAACGCGUAGAAAAGAAAGCAACCAACACACACACACACACGCAAUGCGAUAUGCUUGAAUGAGAAAACAAACAAACAGUGCAGUUUUGGCGGUAAUCGAUACACGGGUUUUCCAGGAGCUCUCAUAGCUGUGGACUCUAUAGCACUCUUGUUGGACAACUCUAAUAGGAAUUUCCAAGUAGCCUGUCUAAAAAGGGUGCCAUAGAGUCCAAUUGCGAACAUAUAAAGUUCACUUCCAAUAGGAUAGAGUCCAGGAAGUGUCCUACAACUAUAAGAAUCCCUGGAAAACCCUGUAGACCACGAAGAGGAUGAUAAAGAGAGAGAGAGAGAGAGAGAGUGAGCGAGAAAUGUUUUGCAAUCGGCUUGUAUCGUGUUUAAUGGGUUUAAUAUGUAUAUGUUUUUGUCCGGAAGCCAGCGAGCGCGGAACUAUAUGAUACUCCUGUGUCUCGCAAACAAACAAACAAACAAAACGCCACGUGUAAUCGGGCUCCUCCGGCGCGUUCCGGCGCGUUACUAGAGCUGGGCAAAUAAAUUCUUUUGAAUGAACGAAAAGA